This is a messenger RNA of Wasmannia auropunctata (little fire ant), 661 nucleotides long. RefSeq lists its product as uncharacterized. The transcript is spliced from 3 exons. The record is from RefSeq and is a predicted model, not a curated record. NCBI's taxonomy places the organism in Eukaryota, Metazoa, Arthropoda, Insecta, Hymenoptera, Formicidae. The coding region runs from base 254 to 541 and encodes 95 amino acids.
ACGACAGAUGGUUCUUAAUCCGAGAGUGUCCCACGUUUGUGCAACAUUGUCAAGUAUAGAAAAACGGAAAUAUAAACGAAGUACAAACGAAAGUGUAUCUCACUAUCUUAAAAUAAGAUAAGCUGUACACUCACUUAUCUCUUAUCAAAGGUGUGAUUCAGUACGCGUUGCGCAGACAUUGUACAGUUAACGACAGCGUUUCGACCCUGUUCUUUCGUUUUCUCAUUUAUUGAUCCUAUUUCGGGAGAGAGAAAUGUUUUCGAAAAAAUUUGUGUGCUAUUUAACUAUAGCCUUACUUCUAAUGGGAAUCUUCCUGGAGGAAGUCGAGGCAAGGCGCAAAAUCUUGAGGGGCCGAAAAACCAUAACCAGACGUUAUUACAGAGGCACGGCUAUACCGGCUUGGGCCAUAGUACUUAUAACGGGUAUCAGCAUGCUACUGCUCGGUGGCGGACUUUAUGCGUUACUACAGAAAUUCGUGGUGGACGCCGGGGAGACCGGGGAGAGUCAUUCCUAUGCACCCGCGUUGCAGAUGGAGAGUUGAGUCACGCGGUUUUACUUCGAAAUUUCCAAAAAUGAAAAAAAUCUUCAUCUAUCGCUAUACUAAAUAAUCAACAUCAUAAAUUAUAUGUAGAAUUUUAAAUAAAACUUUUUGUAGAAAUAA